AUGAAGCGGCCUGGUCCAGCACAUUCACUUGCCUGGAGACAUCACGAACGAGAGAUUCAGCUGGGUUCCAGGAUCGACGUCGUAACGUACGCUCAAGCACGGGCCCAGAGACUGGUGCUAAGUACAGAACAUGCAAUGGAUCGUCGAAAAACUGGACUUGAUGCAAGACCUCAACUACAACCGAAACACGGAUCGAGCACCAAACCCCUGAGAUAA
Molecule: messenger RNA, 216 nt
Organism: Opisthorchis viverrini
Lineage: Eukaryota; Metazoa; Platyhelminthes; Trematoda; Opisthorchiida; Opisthorchiidae
Exons: 2
Coding region: 1-216 (71 amino acids)
Source: RefSeq, a predicted model, not a curated record